This is a messenger RNA of Lampris incognitus (smalleye Pacific opah), 2536 nucleotides long. RefSeq names its product mitochondrial translational initiation factor 2 (gene mtif2). Gene Ontology annotation, molecular function: translation initiation factor activity; GTPase activity; GTP binding. The coding region runs from base 15 to 2111 and encodes 698 amino acids. The record is from RefSeq and is a predicted model, not a curated record. Gene Ontology annotation, biological process: translational initiation. Lineage: Eukaryota; Metazoa; Chordata; Actinopteri; Lampriformes; Lampridae. The transcript is spliced from 13 exons.
CAUCUCUUGCAGACAUGAACCUGAUGAGGCUGGUGGUCCAGAAGGUCCGGCUGGUCUCCUGUGAGCCAACGCUGGUCCGGAGUCUUCUCUCUCCUCCUCGCUUCUGCCAGCUGGCUCGCAGCCUUUCCGCCAAACAGGUCAGAGGUCAAAAGAAGGUUCCGAAUAAACAGAACAUAAAAACCAAAGCAGUCAAACAGGAAGUGGAAAUCAGUCAGAGGAUGACGGUGUCAGCUCUGGCCCAGGCCAUGAACAAAGACUUCGACCACAUUGUUGAGGCUCUGCUGAACACAUCAGUGGACCUGGACUCACUGGAGCCGGACUCAGUUCUGGAGGAGAAGUGGAUCAAAGAGGUGGUGACUCGCUCCGGGAUGAAGUUCAAAUGGGCCAAACUGACUCAGACCAAAGAGAGAGAAGACAAAGAUGUUGGCAGAAGAUCUGCGGCGGACCCGGCCCGUCUGGUGUCCAGACCUCCUGUAGUGACCAUCAUGGGUCAUGUGGACCACGGGAAGACCACCCUGCUGGACAGCCUGAGGAAGAGCCAGAUCACUGCCAUGGAGGCCGGAGGCAUCACGCAGCACAUAGGAGCCUUCCUGGUCCAGCUGCCGACGGGGGAAUGCAUCACCUUCCUGGACACGCCGGGUCAUGCGGCCUUCUCCUCCAUGCGAGCCCGCGGGGCCAACGCCACCGACAUCGUGAUCCUGGUGGUGGCAGCAGACGACGGCGUGAUGGAACAGACAGUGGAAUCCAUCCGACAUGCCAAGAGAGCCAGAGUGCCUAUAAUCGUCGCGGUUAACAAGUGUGACAAGCCACAGGCAGACACAGAGAGAGUCAAACAGGAGCUGCUGGCUCAUGAUGUUGUCUGUGAGGAGUUUGGAGGAGAUGUUCAGGCCAUCCAUAUCUCUGCUCUGAAGGGAGAAAACCUGAUGGCGCUGGCUGAGGCCACCGUCACGCUGGCUGAAGUUCUGGAGCUGAAGGCGGAUCCAAGCUGCAGUGUGGAGGGCGUCAUCAUCGAGAGCCGGACAGACAAAGGAAAAGGUCCAGUCACCACAGCCAUUGUCCAGCAGGGGACCCUGAAGAAGGGCUGUGUCCUGGUGGCGGGGAAGACAUGGGCAAAAGUUCGCUUCAUGUUUGAUGAAAACAACCGCACGGUGUCCCAGGCCGGGCCCAGCGUCGCCGUGGAGAUUGUAGGGUGGCGUGAGCUACCAUCGGCUGGGGAACUGAUGCUGGAGGUGGAGUCAGAGCAAAGAGCAAGAGAGGUGGUGGACUGGCGCUGCUAUAAAGAGGAGCAGGACAAACUGAAGGAGGAGGAGGUGGUGAUUGAGGCCAAACAGAAGCAGCACCAUGAGAGCUACAAGAAGGAGCGCGAGGCCUUCGCCCACCUCAGCUGGAGGCAGAGGAAGUCUGCGCUGUACCGCAUCAACCGCCAGCAGGCGGCUAUGAGACCCAGCGAGAGAGCAGCCGACCAGGAGCUCACUCUACCACUCAUCAUUAAAGGUGAUGUUGAUGGCUCUGUGGAGGCCCUCUUGAAUAUUCUGGACAGCUAUGACGCCCAUGAGCAGUGUCAGCUCGAGGUGGUUCACUUCGGCAUUGGAGACAUCACUGAGAGCGACGUCAGCAUGGCGGAAACCUUCUCAGGUUCAGUUUAUGGUUUCAAUGUCACUGCCAACAAGUCCGUCCAGCAGCUGGCCAGCAAGAAAAGCGUCCCGCUCAAACUCCACAGAGUCAUAUACAAACUCAUUGACGACCUGAAGGAGGAGCUGAGCAGCAAACUCUCCCCGCUGGUCAAAGAGAAUGUGAUUGGUGAGGCGGCGGUCUUGGCCAUGUUUGAGGUCACAGUGGGGAAGAAGAAGGUUCUGGUAGCCGGCUGUCGGGUCCAGAAGGGAUACCUGGACAAACGAAUGAAGUUCCGGCUGAUCCACAAUGAGGAGACCAUUUGGGACGGCUCCUUGACGGCGCUGAAGCACCAUAAGGAUGACGUGCAGACGGUGAAGCUGGGCAUGGAUUGCGGCAUCUCCAUCGACGCUGGUGUGGAGUUCACGCCGGGAGACAGCAUUGUCUGUUACCAGGAGGUCCAGUCACAGGAUCAGAUAUCCUGGGAUCCAGGAUUUUAACACCAUCUACAGGAUGAUCAGUUCAGUUCUCCUGUCCUGUCACUCAAACUUGACAUGUUUAAUCCCUGGAUGAGAAACCUGUUCUUGUCUAAGUGCUGUUGAGCAAGGCACUGAACUCAACAGCUGUUGGCUCUGGCUCGCCAACCAGAAGCUAACGCAUCUCUUGUUCUUACCGAUGCAUUGACUGACUGGACAAAGUUUAUUGUGCAGUAUAAACAUGUAUGAUUGUUCUGGGUGAAUCCUGGAUCCACCAGGGGUUCUCAGUGAGGAACCUGAUGCUGGAGAACAUGGUGGCUGUUACUUCUUCACUGGAACUGGAAAUCAGCCACUCUAAGCUAGCUAGCUGUGUGGAACCAGUGAAUCUGGUUUAGACUGUGGUUGGGAGAUUUAAAUGUUUAUUUUUGGGGUGUGUAUAUAAAGCUUAA